This is a messenger RNA of Pseudomassariella vexata, 838 nucleotides long. RefSeq lists its product as uncharacterized. The record is from RefSeq and is a predicted model, not a curated record. Bases 229 to 711 code for a protein of 160 amino acids. NCBI's taxonomy places the organism in Eukaryota, Fungi, Ascomycota, Sordariomycetes, Amphisphaeriales, Pseudomassariaceae. The transcript has a single exon.
CAAGUCUUUUUGCGUGUAACCUCAAGAACAUUUGCCACCAGUCUGACCAAACGGCCCCUUUACACAUGUCAGGCAGACACCUGGAGUUUGCAAGGCAUUUAUUUACUGCGCAGUACUUGCUCAUUCGGCUCACCGACUAUCCGCAAGGACACGGACUGAUAUCUCCUACUUUUUUUUCUGUCAGAAUUUGGUGAUUUUACAAACUUCCUGAAGCCUAGGGUCACGCACAUGAGGGGGCCGCAUCCAAAUUUGAUGGUCGGCGAUGUUGAUGCGCGCCCCCUUGUCGUUCUUGUCGUGUUCAUGUGCUCUAGUAACUCGAUGGUACGGCAAAUAUUUUUUUUCAGGCUUUGCUGGAUAAAAACCCCCAUGGUCCGAGAGCCACACCCAAGGGAAUGCGAAUGGCGAAAUGGGGUGAGGCAAUCGAGGGUCUGGCCAAUGCAAAUCAUCAUCAACGCGUUCUUGGGAGGAGGGGUCACGCCAAAUGUUUCAAGGGCCGCUAGCAAAACACAUUAUGAAGACAUGACUGUAGUCCGUGUUAUUGAAGUUUGUGGGUUCAGGCUGCCUCGUUUCCUGGCUAUGAUCUCCCGUGACCCUGUGCUAAUCAAGGGGUUGGUCUGGGUAUUGUUCUCCUGGAUGGGAUGUUUCCAAGGUUUCCAUUUGGGGUCGGCGAGAUCUACCUGUCUCGUAUGUCAUGCAACGGGGCUUGUCUAGGAUGGGGGGUAUUGUCCGCGCGCUCAAAUGUAAUCACAGUUAGACUACUGCCGUGAGCCGUGAAGAAUGCAACCCCACCCAUGUUGCUACCAAAGAAGUCUCCGUUCUGGUCUGCCCCUUUUCGGAA